GGGGAAGAUUUUCCUGUCAAAGUCAAUCUUGAUCUGCCCUCUUGCUUCUUGAAAACAAAUGCACUUUAAGAGACGACUAAUGCAAUGCAGCAAAGAACGUAUUGCCAUCUAAGGUUUCCUCUGAUGAGAAGUCUGUGAAUAAGCCAAGGCAAUGGCAAUAAUUUUCUAUUUCUGGUGUAUCUCUGCAGCAGCAAUCUUCGUUCAAGGCCAACCAGGUUUCAUCAGCAUUGACUGUGGACUUGCUGCAAAUACCAGCUACAAUAAUCUCACAGGGAUAGAGUACGCCUCCGAUGCAAGAUAUGUCGAUACUGGAGAGAUUCACACUAUCUCCAGUGCUUAUCAGACCAGUUCACUAGCACCUCAAAACGUACACCUGAGGAGCUUUCCUGAUGGCAGUAGAAACUGCUAUACUCUAAAACCUGUACAAAGGGGCAACAAUUAUCUCAUUAGAGCUGGUUUCUUGUAUGGAAACUACGAUGGCCGAAAUCACAUACCACGCUUUGACAUAUAUAUUGGGGUUAAUCACUGGGAUUCCUUCAAAUUCUCGAACCCAGCAUUUGUGUAUGGGACAGAGACUAUGAUUGUUGCCUCAGCUGAUUUCAUAUCAGUUUGUCUUGUCAACACUGGAGAUGGAACACCAUUCAUAUCAUCACUGGAGCUAAGGCCUCUCACUGGACUGUACAGUGCCCUGAAUGAAUCAAAUUAUUUUCUCAACCUUCAACGAUAUGACCUGGGGUCAACCAGCAAUCGAUCGACCAGGUACCCAUACGAUGUCUACGAUCGCAUGUGGACUGCUGACAAGAACUUACCUCCAAAUUCAUUUGUUCCAAUGAAUACCUCCUUAAAUAUCAGUACUUCGUCAGACGAUGACUUUAAAGUUUCAUCAACCAUCAUGAGGACUUAUGUCACUCCAUCUGAUGGCUCCGACAUCAAUUACUACUGGGAGCUGCCGAUGGAAACUCCAACUGUCCAACAACACAUUGUUCUACACUUUGCAGAGAUCGAAUUGCUUUUGAGCAAUGAGUCACGGAUAUUUGACAUAUAUUUGAAUGGAAAAUUGUGGCGUAAAGCAUUCAGCCCUCGUUACUUGCAGACAGAUCAUGUAUUCACUACAGAACCUUUGGAUUCAGUUUCCAACAAUAUUAAUAUCUUGAAGGCAGCCAAUUCCACCCAUCCUCCGAUUCUGAAUGCACUAGAAGUCUUCAAAGUUAGGAGCCUCUUAGAGUUGUCUACAGAUAAUGGAGAUGUUGAUGCAAUCAUGGGAGUGAAGGCAGCAUACCAGAUAAAGAGAAAUUGGAUAGGUGAUCCCUGUAGUCCAAGAAUUUACUCAUGGGAAGGACUGCGUUGUAAUUCCAGUGGCUCCAUGUCACAAAGACUCACAUAUCUAAACCUAGCUGAUGGUGGAUUGCUUGGGGAAAUUGCUGCCUCUUUUGCUAAGCUUGGUGCUCUGGAACACUUGAACUUAUCAGGCAAUAGUUUGUCAGGAGCUAUACCUGAUGCUCUCGGAGAACUACCUUUUCUACGAUUACUGGACUUGUCGAACAACCAAUUGCAAGGGUCGAUUCCUACUCUUCUUCAAAAAAGAUCAGAAAACCAUUCUCUUACAUUAAGAUAUGAGGGCAAUCCUGAUCUUUGUUAUGGAAGCAAUUCAUGUAAGCAGCGGAAGAUGUCAAUUGCCAUCAUCAUAGUUAUAGUAGCGAUUGCAGCAGUAUUUCUUCUAAUGGUGGCAGCAUGUAUAUGGAAAGUAAAGAGGGCAAAGCAAGCAGGUUGUUUGAAGCCACAGAAAGAAGAUGGCUUUUCAGGACAUCGAAAAGAUAAAAAUAAGCAAUUUCAAUUGAAAAAUCAAGAAUUUACGCACGAAGAUAUUGUUUAUAUAACCAAAAAUUUCCAGCACACCAUUGGUAAAGGGGGAUUUGGGACAGUUUACCUUGGUGAGUUACAAGAUGGAACUCAAGUUGCUGUCAAGGUGAAUUCUCAAUCAUCAUCACAAGGGAUAAAUGAAUUUCAAGCGGAGGCUGAGCUCUUGACAAAGAUACAUCAUAAGAAUCUGAUGUCUUUGGUUGGAUACUGUGAGGAUGAGAAUUUUCUAGCACUUGUGUACGAAUAUAUGGCUCAAGGAAGUCUUGAGCAGCAUCUUCGAGGUAAGACUAGUUUCUCUAGAAUUUUACAAUGGAUCGAGAGGCUCCAAAUUGCAAUUGAAGCUGCCCAAGGCUUGGAGUAUCUUCAUAGUGGAUGCAAGCCUCCUAUAAUCCAUAGAGAUGUGAAGCCUACCAACAUCCUCCUAAACCACAAAGGAGAGGCCAAAAUAGCAGACUUUGGGGUUUCCAGGAUUUUCCAAAAUGACCAAACUCAUGUAUCUACUGCUGUUGUUGGCACUAUGGGAUACCUUGAUCCAGAGUACUUCUUCAGUUGCAAGCUGACUGAGAAAAGUGAUGUCUAUAGUUUUGGGGUUGUUCUCUUAGAAUUGAUCACCGGCCUUCCUGCUAUAUUGAGAAAUCCAGACAGGGGAAUAUUAGUUCACUGGGUUUCUCCAAUACUUGCAAGGGGAGACAUAGAUACUGUGACUGAUGACAGGAUGCAAAGGGAGAAUGGCACUAGAUCAGUUUGGAAGGCUGCAGAAAUCGCAUUGAGGUGUGUUCUGCCUACCUCAAUUGAGAGGCCAACCAUGAGUGAAGUGGUGAUCCAGUUGAAGGAGUGCAUGGCACUGGAGGUUUCUUCUCGAUCUUCUGGAAGGACCCAGAUACAAUACGCAUCUGAAUUUGAUAUAGACAAUUGUGAUGCAAUUGGGUUGUCCUCUGCAGGAACCACCGUUAACCAUUAUGAAGAUCGCAGUUCAGUUGAAUUUUCUUCUUCUGGAAUGAGUACUGACCAUCAUCAAAAUGAAUUUGUUGUGUCCCCAAGUGCAGCUUUGCUUGGCUACAUAUCCAGUGACACUUCUCAAUCACAUGGCACCGAGAAGGAAGUGGAACCAAAGAGAUGUACUUUUUCAGUGGCGUGACAUGCAUUGAGAGAUCGGAUGGCGGUCACAUAACUUCCAACCGGAGCAGUGCUAUUGGUGCAGUGAGUUCCUUUAAUUGAACUGGUGGUUGUAGCUGCAUUUGUUAGUUAUUCUAGGUAAAAGUCACUGAGAAAAGUCAAUUUUCUGUCUUCAUGUGAAUGUAUAAGGAUUCAGAUUUUUUUGCCAA
Musa acuminata subsp. malaccensis (wild Malaysian banana) is the source of this 3185-nucleotide messenger RNA. RefSeq names its product putative leucine-rich repeat receptor-like protein kinase At2g19210. Gene Ontology annotation, biological process: protein phosphorylation. Gene Ontology annotation, molecular function: ATP binding; protein binding; protein kinase activity. The record is from RefSeq and is a predicted model, not a curated record. NCBI's taxonomy places the organism in Eukaryota, Viridiplantae, Streptophyta, Magnoliopsida, Zingiberales, Musaceae.